Molecule: messenger RNA, 4646 nt
Organism: Lutra lutra (Eurasian river otter)
Lineage: Eukaryota; Metazoa; Chordata; Mammalia; Carnivora; Mustelidae
Gene: CCBE1
Product: collagen and calcium binding EGF domains 1
Exons: 10
Coding region: 1596-2864 (422 amino acids)
Molecular function (GO): calcium ion binding
Source: RefSeq, a predicted model, not a curated record
GUAGGGAGCCCCAAAGGGGACAGGAUCCUGGGACCCCAGGAUCAUGACCUGAGCCGAAGGCAAUAGCUUAACCAGCUGAGCCACCCAGGCGCCCCGUAGCACCAUAUUUUAAUAGCGAGUCUCUGUAAGAUUCCUCGGGGGGAAACACCCACCUUACUGAACUAGAAAUCGGAUUCCUAGUUUCAAGGGUUAGUGUUUCAGAUGAAAUCAUGAAUCUGAAAAACCUUUGGAAAAUAUAAAAGCAUUCUACAGAGGGAGCAGGCUGCCACUGCUCUUAGGCACGGUAAUUCUCAGUUGACUGGAAUAUUCUGUGCCCAAGCACCUGCUUACACAGGUAACCUGUGACCCGUCGUGGCUACUGCAGAACCCCCGUUUGUUAGAGGUUCCACGUUACAACCUCAGGCUCUUCCGAUUUCUUUCUGGGCCACGACCACUUGCCUGGCCCCGUGGGGCACGCCUGUGUCAGGAGGUCCUCCUUACCAGGCACCGAAGCUGCUGAUGUGUAACAGAGCGUUAAGAUGCAGAGGUGCGACACAUUACAGUGGGGUCAUCACCAAAGCAGCGGACUUACCGCCCCCCCCCCCCCGCCCGGGGUUUUCGGGCUCCCAGCGAACACGCCUGCUGUUAAUUAGCAGCGGGCAGGGCCGGUGAUCAAGGGCCCCUUGGCGUGUCACCUGGGCUUUGAGGAGUUUCCAGCGCUCACUCGCGGUGGCUCACGUGGCGUGGAAACCUCGUGAAAGCCGCUCGGGGCAGGGGCCUGUAAGAUCCCCACCUACCGGGGUGGGGAACUAGAAGGGAGAAAGGAAGGAAAGAAAGCGCGCUCCUGGCUUGUCCCCUCCUCCAGUGAGGAAGAAACCAGAGACUUUCCGAACAAAUACAACGACCAGAGAACUUUCUUCUAGGAUUUUCAGAGCCCUGGGAGCUGUGCGGCUGCAGCCGUGGAAGGGCCGCUGGGGAGAAGCGUUGAGUCCGUCGGAUUCCUUCCUCCCGAAUCCCGCCGAGAGGAGCACGGGUGGCGGGAAAGCAGGGCAUAGGCGCCGGAGGGCGAAAGGCGACCCGAGGCCUGCCCGGCCUUCGGAAGGGACCUGACGCCAGGAAGGACGCUUAUUAACCCUUGGGCUACCCCCCCGCCCCCACCGCCGGGGUGCGAGCCGGCUCCUCCUCCUCCGGGUUGGACUAGCCUGGGGCAAGAUGCGCACGGCCGCCGGCUCUGCGCGCCCCGCCGGUCCCUCCCAGCCCAGGAGGAGGCGACAGGGGAGGGCGCUGCCCGCAGCCGAGCCCCGCGAGUCCGUGGGUCCCGAGUGAACAUCCCGGGCGAAACGGCUGAGACCCCGCGACUCCCGCGCCGGCCGAGCACCGCGGGCGACGCGUCUCCCUGUCCCUCCGCCACAUCUGCACGCACACCCCCCACCCCCGGACUCCUGGCCCGACCCCCGGCUCCCGGACACCUCCAGCCCCGCGCUUCGCGCAGGUGGCGCAGACGCCCCUGCCCUCCGGCGCCCCCUGCCGGGCAGAGGGAAGGCGGCGGCCGCGGAGGAGCCGAGCACAGGCGGGGAGAGAGCUCCAGCGCCGGGAAGAAGCCGGGAGCUUCCCUGAUGGUGCCGCCGCCUCCGAGUCGGGGAGGAGCGGUGAGGAGGCAGCUGGGCAGGAGCCUGGGUCCGCUGCUGCUGCUCCUGGCGCUGGGACACACGUGGAGCUACCGAGAGGAGCCCGAGGACGGCGACAGAGAAAUCUGCUCAGAAAACAAGAUCGCCACGACGAAAUAUCCGUGUCUGAAGCCUUCGGGUGAGCUCACCACGUGUUUCAGGAAAAAAUGCUGCAAAGGAUAUAAAUUUGUUCUUGGACAAUGCAUCCCAGAAGAUUACGACGUGUGCGCUGAGGCCCCCUGUGAGCAGCAGUGCACGGACAACUUCGGCCGAGUGCUGUGCACCUGCUACCCGGGGUUCCGGUACGACCGGGAGAGACACCGGAGGCGCGAGAAGCCCUACUGCCUGGAUAUCGACGAGUGUGCCACCAGCAAUGAGACGCUGUGCGCGCACACGUGCAUCAACACCGUGGGCAGCUACCGCUGCGAAUGCCGGGAGGGUUACAUCCAGGAGGACGACGGGAGGGCGUGCACCCGGGGAGACAAAUACCCCAAUGACACUGGGCACAACGAGAAGUCCGAGAACGCAGUGGAGGCCGGAAGCUGCUGUGCCACGUGCAAGGAGUUUCACCAGAUGAAGCAGACGGUGCUGCAGCUGAAGCAGAAGGUUCACCGGGACCAAAGGGAAGCCCGGGCUUCCCCGGUGUCCCAGGACCUCCCGGGCAGCCUGGCCCGCGGGGCUCGAUGGGACCCAUGGGACCAUCUCCUGAUCUGUCCCACAUUAAGCAAGGCCGGAGGGGCCCCGUGGGUCCGCCAGGUGCACCAGGAAGAGACGGCUCUAAGGGAGAGAGAGGAGCUCCUGGACCCAGAGGGUCGCCACCCAUCACUUCGCUCUCCUGCUGGGAAAGCUUGUCUAAGAGAGCGCUGUUGGCAUGUGGGAGACUGCCACCUUGCAAUAGUCUCUCUCCGGAAAGCCAGGAAGGGCUUCCGUUUGCGAGGGCCCCGUGACACUGGCCUGUCUUUCCUUGUCGCCAUCAAGGUACUAGCCCUGACUCUAGUCCGUCGGCCGCUGGCUGGGCCUUUCGCGGACCUUUGGCCCUGCUGUCUCUUCCUCAUACAAAAUCCCCAGAGGCCAGCCCACCAGAAAGUCACAGCGACAAGCAAACACCUUCUCAGUGCUCCUUUUCUAGCAUUUUCCCUCCCCCUGCAGUCUCUCCAGAGUCCGAUCUUCACAACCGAGGGCCUCGCCACCCCCAGGGCUCAUGGAGAGCUGAGCUAAGCAGCUGAUGAUUCCCAUCUGGAAUACAUUUAACGUUGCCUGUUUGCAGAACACAAUAUUUAAAGGGUGUGGAUGGAUGAGUGCUAAAGCAAAAUUAUUUACAGGCCUUAUGAAAAAUGAUUAGAUCCGUCUUUGAUUUUUUUUUUAAUGAGGAUUUGUGUUUAGAAAUAUAAACUCCUUUAUUGUCGAAUGCUCCUAAAAUGCAUCCAAAUGGCAUGUUUGGCCAGAGGCGAGGAUAAUAUAUUUAAAAAAGAACUGAAGGAAAUAAUGUCUGGAAUUCGUGAGCCUACUCUAGAUCAUAAUCUCCGGCAAAACCCAAUAACCUGUGUUGUAUAAUUUCAGUCUGCGAGAUGAGGACAGAUUAUAAUUUUCGUCCUCAGAUCUUCAGAACUUGGACGGCUACUCAGGAUCAAAUCGGUACUCUGUACGCCCAAAUUAUACUUUUCAAAGAGAAAAACAUAAUCACUGUUAAUCCUAAUGUAUCUUUAGGUUAUGGGUAGAAAGUCAAAGCUCACUGUUUGAACAGGGCUUCUCAAAACCUAAUGGGGGGUAAAAUUCGCUACUGCUUUGCUAAGCCACUCCCAUCCCCAUGUUCAAUUGGGGGAAAAGGAUCUUUGUAGAACUGUUAACUCUCAUUUUGUGCACCCUGAUACCUAGAAUUUAGAAUAGGGACCUAAUCAUUGCUUUUGUUUUUGGAAAGCCAUGGCCAUAAAAAUUUGCUGUUGAAAAUAGUGCAAGGAGGGAAUAUAUUUUAGUUUAGGAAAAUCCUCCCUCCCUCCCCAAUCCCGAAAGGAGAAAUUAUAAGCUUUCCUGUGCCAAAGAGCGUGGGGGUACAAAGGCAAUACUGUCUUCUCUAUCCUGUCUUAAUUCCAGCCCCCGCCACCGAGUGAACUGACCGACUGAGCUCAUUUCUGCUGUAUAAACUCAGACAGGUGGGCCCAGAGCCAACCCAGAUAAAUGUAACAAAUGCACACCAGCAUGGGGGCAGGAGUAUUACCCCACCAAAGACCAGGUGAAGGGCACCCCGGUUCUGGUCAUGCUCCUUCUCCAGGAUUCACAACUACUGUUUGCCCUGUGAUGGCUUUUCCCAGGCAGGCAGGGGAAGAUCAUGGCUGUGACUAGGUCCCAGGCUUCUCCUUGCACCAAGAGCAAGUCCCUCAUCAUGCUUUGGGUAUCACGGUCCCUUCCCUGCUCCCCCAAGGCCGGCCUGUCACAGAGAGACAGCAGCCUCAUUGUGCAACCUUAACAUCUCUCCGAUAACCUUCCUGAAAAGGAAAUUCAUUUAUGGGAAUCCAAGCCAAACAGCUAAUAGAACAGAGCCAUCUCGAGUUAUUAGUAACCAAUUCAGGGAAAUAGAUGAAGUUUUUCCUGGCACGGUCAGCAUGUGUGUUUCCCAACAAAUCAAAAAAUAAUUUUCCAUUUGAAGGAAAAAAAAAAAAACCCAUGCCUGUAAUUGUUAAAGCAUAAAAUCUUGGACUUCACAGGCUCCUUCAAAAAAUAUUACUGCUUUAGGGAAAGCAUAGAAGACCGACCCUUCAACACAACCUCCAGAGACCCUCCACCUUCUUUCCGAGAUCCCAAAAUCACGUGCCCUGGAGGAUUCUGUGUGUGUCACGACCAUUUUUGUUUCGCUUUGACCUGUCCUGUACUUCAGUAGCCGGGUUCAUUAUUUAUAACAGGUCCAUAUCGCAGUUGAGCUAAUAUUCAAACAGUUAUGGAUAUGAUACUAUGAAGUACUUUUGAUAAGAUUAUAUAUGCUUAAUAACAAAGUUAUUUUUCUUA